AUGUCUUCAAAUAAAGAUUUAAAUAUAGAUUCAAGGCCAGUUUAUAAUUUAAUAGAACUGGGUUUAGAAGAAUAUGAAGAUAAUGAAUUGGUUCUCAAUACCAUACAUGAUUUAAUACAAUUUUUUAAUCAAUCAAAUUGUAAAUGUCGUCCAAAACCUAAAUUAAAAGAUUUAAGAAUAUGUUAUGAAAAAGUAGGGUUUAAAAAAUUUUUUAAAAGAUAUUUACAAAUACGUGCUUUAGAAAAAUCUGAACUUGAAUUAUUCUUAAAAGCACAAUUGAUGGCUUUUGAAAUAUCAAAUAUUAAGUUAGAAGAAUCUCAACAAAAACAUAAUUUUCGAUAUGUCUAUAACUCAUCCUAUCCACUUUGUAAGCCUGCAUUUUUAAAACUUUAUAGAAUAAAUGAAUAUUUUCUUUCAACAUUACAAGAUCAGUUACAUACUGAAGGAUUAGUAGAAUGA
This is a messenger RNA of Scutellospora calospora, 459 nucleotides long. NCBI's taxonomy places the organism in Eukaryota, Fungi, Glomeromycota, Glomeromycetes, Diversisporales, Gigasporaceae. The record is from the annotation of a GenBank genome assembly.